UGGGGCUCUCGUGGACGUGUCGCCGCUAAGCAGCGGACGCAUGGCGCCGCCCGCCGCUCUCGCCCGGGUCAUAUCCUGCUGCCGCCUCCUCCCCCCGCCCCCCCUCCGCCCCCCUCCCAUGCUCUCCACGCGUCUCCUCCGCCACCGCCUCGCCGCCGCCGCCGCCAGCUCCUCCCGCCCGCCCCUCCGCUUCGCCACCGCCGCCGCCAUGUCCUCCUCCUCCUCCUCCGCGCCGAAGCCGAACCGCCUCGCCGCCGAGCACAGCCCCUACCUGCUGCAGCACGCGCACAACCCGGUUGACUGGUAUCCUUGGGGAGACGAGGCUUUCGAGAAGGCUCGCAAAUUGGACAUCCCCAUCUUCCUGUCAAUUGGCUAUAGUACAUGCCAUUGGUGUCAUGUAAUGGAGGUGGAGUCUUUUGAGAAUGAAGAAGUCGCUAAGAUUCUAAAUGAUUGGUUUGUUAGCAUCAAGGUGGACCGUGAAGAGCGGCCAGAUGUUGACAAGGUUUAUAUGACGUAUGUGUCAGCACUGUACGGUGGUGGUGGUUGGCCUUUGACCGUCUUUUUAUCACCUAACUUAAAACCUUUGAUGGGCGGUACAUACUUUCCACCAGAUGAUAAGUAUGGAAGACCUGGGUUCAAGUCCAUUUUAAGGAAGGUCAAGGAAGCCUGGGAUACUAAACGUGAUGCGCUUGAGAAGUCAGGAAAUGUGGUCAUCGAGCAACUUAGAGAUGCAUUAUCUGCCAAGGCUAGCUCUCAAGAUGUGCCAAAUGAUGUGGCUGUUCUUUAUGUAGAUGAAUGUGUUGAAAAGUUAGCAAGCAGUUACGACCCAAAGUUUGGUGGAUUUGGCUCUGCUCCCAAGUUUCCAAGACCCGUUGAAGAUUGCAUAAUGCUCUAUAAAUUCCGGAAACACAUGGAAGCUGGGCAGAAGAGUGAAGCCGAAAACAUAAUGAAGAUGGUAACUCAUACACUGCAAUGUAUGGCUAGAGGUGGAGUUCAUGACCAUGUUGGAGGUGGCUUUCAUAGAUAUAGUGUGGACGAGUGCUGGCAUGUUCCACAUUUUGAGAAGAUGCUGUACGACCAGGGACAAAUAGCCAAUGCAUACUUGGAUACAUAUGUUAUCACAGGAGACGAGUAUUAUUCUUCAGUUGCACGUGAUAUACUUGAUUACUUGAGGAGAGACAUGAUUGGAGAAGAUGGUGAAAUUUUCUCAGCAGAAGAUGCUGACAGUGCAGAAUAUGAAGGUGAUGCAAGAAAAAAAGAGGGUUCUUUCUAUGUGUGGACAAGUCAAGAGAUCGAAGACACACUUGGGGAGAACGCGGAGCUGUUCAAGAACCACUACUAUGUUAAAUCGUCUGGCAACUGUGACCUAUCGGGGAUGAGUGAUCCUCACAACGAGUUCAGUGGUAAAAAUGUAUUAAUAGAAAGAAAACCGGGUUCAUUGAUGGCAUCGAAGUAUGGCAAGUCUGUUGAUGAAUAUUAUGGAAUCCUGGGGGAAUGCAGACAGAAGUUGUUUGAUGUCCGAUCAAAAAGGCCAAGACCACAUUUGGACGACAAGGUUAUUGUUUCAUGGAAUGGAUUAGCAAUAUCUGCCUUUGCAAGAGCUUCACAAAUUUUGAAGUCAGGACCACCUGGAACCAAAUUUUAUUUCCCGGUCACAGGAUGCGAUCCAGUAGAAUAUCUUCAAGUCGCAGAAAAGGCAGCAAACUUUAUAAAGGAAAAACUCUAUGAUGCAGGCUCAAAAAGGUUGCAUCAUAGUUAUCGAAAUGGCCCAGCAAAAGCACCAGGAUUUUUAGAUGAUUAUGCCUUUUUGAUCAAUGGCUUGCUGGAUCUCUUUGAAUAUGGUGGUAAGAUGGAGUGGCUUCUGUGGGCUAUCGAGCUGCAAGUCAUUCAGGAUGAAUUGUUCUUGGACAAACAAGGGGGUGGCUAUUUUAAUACCCCUGGAGAAGACCCUUCUGUCCUUCUCCGUGUUAAAGAAGACUACGAUGGUGCAGAGCCCUCUGGAAACUCAAUGGCGGCGAUCAACAUGGUCAGGUUGUCCAGUAUUUUGGAUGCUGCAAAAUCUGAAGGCUACAAACGUAAUGUUGAACAUCUCCUGGCGGUCUUUGAGACUAGACUGAAAGAACUUGGCAUAGCGUUGCCACUGAUGUGCUGCGCAGCAGACAUGCUCACUGUCCCGUCGAGGAAGCAGGUAGUGCUGGUGGGGGAUAAAGCAUCUCCGGAAUUUCAAGACAUGGUCGUUGCUGCAUUCUCGUCAUAUGACCCAAACAGAACCGUGAUCCAGAUAGAUGCUAGCAAAAUGGAAGAGAUGGCAUUCUGGGAGAGCAACAACGCGAACAUCGCACAGAUGGCACGGAGCAGCCCAUCAGGGAAGCCAGCGGUGGCACAUGUGUGCCAAGAGUUCAAGUGCAGUCCUCCGGUGACCUCUCCAGGCGCGCUCCGUGAGCUGCUCAACAAGGCGGUGGCUGCUGCGGGUUCAGCUGUUUGAUGCUCCGCCUCUGUCUUGUUCAUGUGUGCGUCAUAUCGACAAAGCUCUUGAGACCUUUCAGUUGGCAGUUGUAUAUAGACGUUCCCAGUAAAAUACAAGGCUAGAUCUGUACUUCACACACUUGUUGUGUGCAUGCAUUUCAUAUGUUUGCAGGAAGGCUUGUUUUGUAUACAUGACACUAUAAAAAUAAAAGGGUGAAAUAAAAGACAGUGCAGUGAAUGAUUCCACAUGAA
Molecule: messenger RNA, 2718 nt
Organism: Hordeum vulgare subsp. vulgare (domesticated barley)
Lineage: Eukaryota; Viridiplantae; Streptophyta; Magnoliopsida; Poales; Poaceae
Product: spermatogenesis-associated protein 20
Exons: 15
Coding region: 41-2485 (814 amino acids)
Biological process (GO): carbohydrate metabolic process
Cellular component (GO): chloroplast
Source: RefSeq, a predicted model, not a curated record